AUGGAAGGUUAAAAUGAAACUAAAGCACUUUAAUUUUAUGAUCAUAUGAUUGAUGUUUUAAAGUGUUUAGAAAAUGAUGCAGCUUUUGAGGGAGAUAAAUUAAAAUUCAAAUCACAAUCAGUAUAAUUUUAUAUAUUCUAAAUAUAGAAUGAUGAAUUUGAAUCUAAAUAGAAUAAUGGGCCUAUGAUGGGAGAAUUUACUAAAGAGUAAUAUAUUUAAAUUUAGAAAAUGAAUGUAAAAGAAUUAUUUCAAAUCAUGUUAUCUGAUAUAUGA
This is a messenger RNA of Paramecium primaurelia, 273 nucleotides long. NCBI's taxonomy places the organism in Eukaryota, Ciliophora, Oligohymenophorea, Peniculida, Parameciidae. The record is from the annotation of a GenBank genome assembly.